UGUUCGAGCCAGUCGAAGACGAGAGUCUGGCUGUCUGGAAAUUUUGUCUCGUGUUUGAUUCCAGCUUGAUAUUUUCCACAAUAGCUGGCUUUUUAUACCCACGACGCGUUUUUUGUUUUUAUACCGAGCCCCGCACUGCUGCUAGACUCUCACAGGUGUCCGAAUGGCUGGUGCUGAGGUGAACGGGAGCUCUGUCCUUGUAAAAGAGGAGGAAGAACCUAUGGAUGUGACCACCCGCACAGAAAACUACCAGACACUCAUUGAUGUAGGGCUUCCCCAGGAGGUGGCUGAGAGUCUUGACAAUAUCUUUCAGACAGGAUUAGUGGCCUACGAAGACCUCGAUGAAAGGGCCAUCGAUGCACUGCGGGAGUUCAAUGAAGAGGGGGCACUUUCAGUGCUGCAACAGUUUAAAGAGAGUGACUUGUCCCAUGUACAGAAUAAGAGUGCAUUCCUCUGUGGUGUCAUGAAGACAUAUCGACAGAGGGAAAAGCAAGGAAGUAAAGUUCAGGAGUCCUCCAAGGGACCAGAUGAAGGGAAAAUAAAGGCUUUGUUAGACCGCACCGGCUACACUCUGGAUGUAACCACAGGACAACGAAAGUAUGGAGGUCCACCACCUGAUGGUGUGUUUAAAGGAGCCCAACCAGGAAUUGGCACUGAGGUGUUUGUUGGUAAAAUUCCAAGGGACCUUUAUGAGGAUGAACUGGUGCCCCUUUUUGAGUCUGCUGGUUCCAUCUGGGAUCUCCGAUUAAUGAUGGACCCACUUUCUGGUCAAAACAGAGGCUAUGCCUUUAUCACGUACUGCAACAAGGAUGACGCACAAAAGGCAGUUAAACUUUGUGAUAACCACGAAAUCCGCCCUGGAAAGUAUCUAGGCGUGUGUAUAUCUGUUGCAAACAAUCGACUCUUUGUUGGCUCUAUUCCAAAGAACAAGACCAGGGAAAGUAUUUUGGAAGACUUUGGCAAAGUAACAGAGGGGCUUCAGGAGGUGAUCCUGUACCACCAACCAGAUGACAAGAAGAAGAAUCGAGGUUUUUGUUUCUUGGAGUAUGAGGACCACAAGUCUGCAGCGCAGGCCCGCCGCCGCCUAAUGAGUGGAAAGGUGAAGGUGUGGGGAAACCCAGUGACCGUGGAGUGGGCAGACCCUGUUGCAGAGCCAGACCCUGAAGUCAUGGCGAAGGUGAAGGUUCUUUUUGUGCGAAAACUUGCGACUGCUGUCACUGAAGAGCUCCUGGAAAGCACCUUUUCUCAGUUUGGAAAACUGGAGCGGGUGAAGAAAUUGAAAGACUACGCUUUUGUACAUUUUGAGGAACGAAAUGCAGCUGUGAAGGCUAUGGAUGAGAUGAACGGGAAGGAGCUUGGAGGGGAGGAGAUUGAGAUUGUCCUGGCUAAGCCCCCAGACAAGAAGCGGAAAGAAAGACAAGCGGCUCGCCAGACAACAAGAGGGGGAGGGUAUGAUGAAUAUUAUUACUACCAACCUCCACGCAUGCCACCACCCGGCCGUGGAAGGGGGCGUGGCAACAGAGGGGGUUACGCCUACCCUCCAGAUUACUAUGGAUAUGACGAUUACUAUGAUGACUACUACGGCUACGACUACCAUGACUACCGUGGUGGCUAUGAAGACCCCUACUACUAUGAAGAUGUGUACAGCGUGAGGGGCCGUGGCACUCGUCCCAGCAGAGCUGGCCCACCUCCUCCUCGAUCUCGUGGUGCACCACCUGCGCGAGGCAGAGGAGGCUACCCCCAAAGAGGCAUGCCGCUGGGCGGUCCAAGAGGUGCCCGUGGAGGGCGUGGUGCCCCGUUCCAGCCCCAGAGGGGGCGCGGCCUACGCGGUGUAAGGGGCAACCGUGGAGGAAACGUGGGUGGAAAGAGGAAGGCGGAUGUGUUUAACCAGCCUGACUCCAAGCGCCGCCAGACCAACACCCAACAGAACUGGGGGUCCCAGCCGAUCGCUCAGCAGCCUCUGCAGCAAGGGGCCGACUAUUCCGGUAACUAUGGUUACAGUAAUGACAACAUGGAGUUUUCACAGGAUUCUUAUGGGCAGCAGUGGAAGUAAACGCACCAAAUAAAUUUGGCUUUGACAGACAAAAAAAAAAGAAGAAAAUUGAUGCAUAGGUGUGGGGAAAUUGGCCUCAAUACUUCUGUUACAUUUUAUUUGCUAUAUCUCAUUACAAAUCUGUAUAUAUAUCUGUCUUGAAUUGGCAAUUGGCUCAAGAUGAUGAUCUGGAAAGACCUUUUGGCUGAAGAACAUAACAGUUUCUGGUUUCCUCCUCUUACUACAAUUGUAUGGCAGAACCAAAACGUGUCAUUGUUCCUCUUCGUUCUGAAUAUUCUAAGGCCAAACAUGAACAUUCUCAAAAGUGGACAUUGACUAUCCAAAGUCUGAGGACAUUAAAUAAGAACUUGCUCAUGCUUCUUCCCCUACCUCCCUCUCUUGUACUCCUUUUAUUUGUGCUCCCCCAUAGUUGCUUAGGGCCUUGCUUGUAUAUAAAUGCGAAUGCUUAGACCUUCAUAUUUCAUUUUUUUGCAAUGGUGGAGAAAAGAAUCCACAGGAAGGAUACAAAAAAAAACAAGAUUUGUAAUGUUCACGUGUAUGCGUAGCAGUAGAGGUCAACAAUUUGUGUCUUGUUUUUUUUCUAAAAAAAUUGAAUUCAUAACUUCCUAUGUUUUCUUUGAACAUGCCCAUUAGAGUUUGGUUUGGCUUACCUUAAAAGCCAUAGAAUUCUGUUCUCUGAUGGUCUUUGUAUUUAUAACUUUUAAGUUUGUUUUCAUUUCAAUAAAACUCAGCUGAGAAUCA
Synchiropus splendidus (mandarinfish) is the source of this 2794-nucleotide messenger RNA. RefSeq names its product heterogeneous nuclear ribonucleoprotein R-like. Gene Ontology annotation, molecular function: mRNA binding. Gene Ontology annotation, cellular component: nucleus; ribonucleoprotein complex. Lineage: Eukaryota; Metazoa; Chordata; Actinopteri; Syngnathiformes; Callionymidae. The record is from RefSeq and is a predicted model, not a curated record. The coding region runs from base 164 to 2053 and encodes 629 amino acids. The transcript has 11 exons.